Molecule: messenger RNA, 4857 nt
Organism: Closterium sp. Naga37s-1
Lineage: Eukaryota; Viridiplantae; Streptophyta; Zygnematophyceae; Desmidiales; Closteriaceae
Source: the annotation of a GenBank genome assembly
AUGAACAACAACUGCGCGUACCUGCUCGACUCGCACUGCCGGGUCCACCUGUCCAACCCAUGCACUUCGUUCAAGCGCUGUGAUCCCUCGCCGCAGUGGGCGGCAAAUGUUGUCGUCACGCGCACGACCAAUUCCACAGUGCGACCCCUUCCCGCCAAGGUUCCGAGCGGCUCGGCUCUGGCGACCAGUCUUAACAGCGCGGACGCGGGCGUUAAACCCGUGCUAGUGAGCAGCACGGUUAACGUGCGAACAGCAACAUCAGGAGCCGUAGAAACGGUGCUGGAAGUGACGGAGUUGAUUCCGGCGUGGAUGGCGCAGGGCCGUGCUAAGGUGGCGGGCGGGAGCGAAUUUCCGCGGAAGGAAAGCGCGGAAGGAGAUAAUAGGAAAGAGGGGGGGAAGCGAGGGGGAGGGGCCGUAUACGUGGGGAGUGAAGCUCGAGGGGACCGGGGGCUGAUGGAAGCUGGAGCGGAUGAUAAUUUUGGCGGCGCGAAUGGCAACCCUAUGGCUGACGUGGACAGGACGAAAGAAGCGGAACAGCCUAUUCUGCUCUCCUCGUACGUUGCCGCGAUCAGCGGGGGCGGGGCUUUCCCCCAGGUGGGAGAUACUGCGGGGCACGCGCAAACGGGGGGUGUUGGCGCAAGGACAAGGCGCGCCGUGGGAGGUGCGCAGGUCGCUAGCGCGGGAAGAGAGGUUGGGGCCGCGGACUACGGCGGAGAGGACCGCGCGGUGGAUGAGUAUCACGGGGGGGGUGACGACACGGGGCUGCUGGUGGCGGAAGUGCCGCAAGCUGAUCGCGACGGCGACAGCGAUGGCGACGGCGACAGCGACGGCGAGAGCGAUGCCAACGGCGGUUCUGAAAUUGACCAAGGGAAUGUACCCGGUUACCUUCGGAAUACCGAUGGAUUUCCGGACGGGGAGCAGGAGGAGCAAGAGGCGCAGGGGGAGGAGUUCGGGGAUAUGAGCGACGCGGCCGCCGUGCGAACUUCUUCCACGUUCGCGCCCAACCCUCGCCGAAGCGGCACCAGCUUAGGCACGGUGCAUCCCAGGCCUAACUUCCGAGCCAAGCCACUGCUAGGGAGCAAGGGUGGUCCCGUGGGCGCAUCUGCCGGUUCGUCCGUUGGUUCGUUGACUGCUCCGGGUGAUGUUAACUCAGCCGCGCCGAGCCGCAAGCAGGAGCAGCAGACGCAGCAGCAGAAGCAAACACUGGUCCCUUCAACCACACCCUCCCCAACCAAAUCCACCAAUCCGUCAUCUCACCUCCCCAAACGCAUUCCACCGAAAAAUCCGGACGAUCCUCUUGGCAGUGAGCCCGAUUUCACUCUUCCCUCCGCUCCCACGUCCCCCGCACCUCCCGCCGCAACUCCCGCUCCGCGGGCGCCGCGCACGCCCUACCCCGCAACGCCGUCGCCCCCCGCACGCGCGCCGGCGGGCGGAGGGGGGAAUGCUUCCGCCGACCCUGAUUCGGGUUUCAGCGACUCGUCGGAUCAGCAAAGAGCGCCGUCAAAUCCGCCGCAAACCGCGCCAAACGCAACCUCCCCCAAUCGCAAUGCCUCGAAGAACGUACCACGCGUUCCCUCCCGCCCCGCCACGACGUCCCCCUCCCCUUCUGCCUCGAGUUCCCCCUCUCCCCGCGUCCCCUCCUCGUCGUCGUCCCCGUCGCGCCGCCCCGCUAUGGUGCUACGCGUUACCGUUACAAGGUUGGUCGCGGCGGGAGUCACGGCGUACGAGUGCGACCCGUUCCCCGCGUGUCUCUUCAAAACUCCGACUUGCACGGUCGCGGCGGGAGUCACGGCGUACGAGUGCGACCCGUUCCCCGCGUGUCUCUUCAAAACUCCGACUUGCACGGCGCGCGCGCAAUCCGCCCCGACGCAGGCCUCCGCGGCCUCCGCAGACCCAGCGGAAGCAGAGGUGAUAUUGGGAGCGGAAGCGGAAGAGGACACUCCCGCGGAAGAGGAUAUUCCCGCAGAAGCUGGGGAUGCGGGGGAAACGGAGCGGCUGGAUGGUCACCCUAGCGAGGUCUCGUAUGGGUGGCUCGACGAAGCUCGAUUAAUUAGCAAACACGACGCCGGCGGCAAUCCCGGUGUGACGGUCCAGAGCGUUGAGAACGCUGCCGGCGGUCACGGCGCCAAUGUCGGGGGAGCUGGGGAUGCGGAUGGGGAGGGGGAGGAGGGUGGCGUGCAGUGGGUGUCGGGCACCGCCUUCCGCGCCCGCACCAACCCCGAUGCGCGUUCCGCGGAUGCCUCCUCCUCGUCCUCCGCUGCUGGCGGCUCUCGGCGGGAGUCAGGCGUGCAAGCCUCGUCUGUCGCUGCUGCUGCCGCCCCUGCGUUUGGCAACACCAGUGCCGGCAGCAGUGGCCCCACUCCUCCUACUGACAGCGAGGGUGAGAGCGAGGGUGCGGGUGUGAGUGACCGGGCUGACCCGCUAAGCCCACAACAGCAGGACCCCACCUCCCCCGACCCUCUUGCUGCCUUCGAACCUGACUCGCAGUCAGAUACUGAUUCUUACUCCGACUCUACCGCUCAUGCUGGCGUUGACUCUGCUGACUCUGGCGUUGACUCUGGCGUUGACUCUGCUGACUCUGGCGUUGACUCUGCUGACUCUGGCGUUGACUCUGCUGACUCUGGCGUUGACUCUGCUGACUCUGGCGUUGAUUCUGGCGUUGACUCUGGCGUUGACUCUGACUUGGAGAGGAACGUCAACUCUAGCUCUUCAUCCAAUGACUCGGACCCUCUCUCGGAUUACAGCACCUGGGAUGGUGACUCGCAGGUUAACUCAGACACGCAGCAGCAGCCUUACAAUGCCGAGGAUGACUCUAACGCCCCUGCUGAGAAAAGCAACAGCGGCGGCAGCAGCACUGGUAGUGCUGGCAGCAGCAGCAGCAGUAGCAGCAGCAGCAGCGGCAGCGGCAGCGGUGGUGGCGGCACCACCAGCGGGUUCAAGCCCAGAACCGGACCAGCAACCGAGAGGCUUCGGAGCGACAGAAGCAGCAGCAGCAGCAGCAGCAGCAGCAGCAGCAGCAGGAGCGGCAACAGUGGUGGCAGUGACAGCAGCAGCAGCAGCAGCAGCAGCACGGACGAGGGCGGGAAUGCGGCGAGCAUGUACAAGUCCAAGAUGAAGGCUCGGAAGGCCAACCCUACCGCCCCACACCGGGGGGACACGGGUCGCACGUCCCAGCCCAAGCCCCGACCUUCCCCUCCCCCCUCCUCCUCCUCGCGCUCUCCCUCCCGCAACAGCGGCAGCAGCGGCGGGGGCAGCAGCGGGGGCAACAAGAUGCAAUCGAAACAACCCAAGGCAUCCCCAUCAUCAUCACCGUCCUCUCCCUCCUCUCCCUCCUCUCCGUCCUCUCCCUCCUCUCCCUCCUCUCCCUCCUCGCCCAUCCCGCGCACCGGCAACAGCAUGCAGCCCUUCUCCCCGGGGAAAGAAUCAGACCUGCCAUUCCGCUUCGCGCGCGGCCAAGAGUACCUCGUGCCCGUGCCCCACAUCCCCCCGGACCGCCAGUUCUCUGUCAAGCGGUACGGAGCGGUGGGGGACGGUAAGAAAGACGACACGCGGGCGUUUAAAGCGGCGUUUGUGGCGGCAUGCAAGCUGGGUCGGUUGAGUUCGCGUCCCACGGCCGUGGUGGUGCCUAGCGGGCGGUACAGCGUGGGAUAUCUGCGAUUCGUGGGGCCGUGCGGAUCCCGACUGGUGUUCCAGCUGGAUGGCACCAUACUGGGACCGCACGACCCCUUCCACCCGCCGGUGCAGCUGGGAGUGGUGCACUUCCUGGGCGUCAACGGGCUCAUGGUGUCGGGCCGCGGCGCCAUCGACGGCCGCGCGCAGCGCUGGUGGCAGCUGUGGAACGCGCACCGCCUGCCCGGGUCGCUCAGGCGCCCAUACCUGCUUGUCGCCGACAUGUGCCACAACUCGGUGGUGCAGGGGAUCACUCUGCGGUGCGUGGGGGUGCAGACGUGCAACCCGGGCACGAUCCACCUGGAGAUAGCAUCGAGCAACUUCGUGAAGGUGGUGAACGUGACGACGGACAGCCCCUCAGAGAGCCCCAACACCGACUCCAUCCACAUCACCCGCUCCACACAAGUGGCUGUGCAGCGCUGCACGCUGCAUGGAGGCGACGACAACAUAGUGAUAGAGGACGGCACGUCACACGUCCUCAUCUCCGACACGUGGUGUGUGGCCGGCCAUGGCAUCAGCAUCGGCAGCCUGGGCGACCACGGGGACACAGCAUGCGUGGCCAACAUAACGGUCACGCGGGUGGUGCUCAAGGCGCUCUCCAACGGGCUGCGCAUCAAGACGUACCAGGGCGGGUCGGGCAGCGUGCGCGACGUUGUGUACCGCAAUGUCUUCAUGGUGGAUGUGGAGCGACCCAUUGUCAUCGACCAGAGCUACUGUGACAAGCGCCAUGUGGACGGAAAGUGCGGGGAAGGUUCCUCCAAGGCCGUGGCAGUCUCAGGAGUGUCGUACAGCAAGAUAGUGGGCACGACCAAUUCCUCCGACCCCAUAGGGAUUAUUCUCAACUGCUCGUCCUCAGUGCCCUGCCGCAGAAUCUCCCUUCAAGACAUAGACCUGCGCUCCUCCUCGUCGCGCUCGCGCCCGCUCGUGCCGCAAGUGAGCAACGUGUUUGGCGCUGUGAGGAACGUGCGUGCGCCGCUGCUGCUCGCGGGGAAGGUGAAGAACGGGCCCGUGCCCGCACAGGCAGCAGCCAUGGCGGAGCAGAUGGGCGCCAUGUGCAGGUGCGGGGGAGGGGUGGGGCAGGGGGGUCGGGGAGGGUGGUGGGGGAUGGGGGUGGAGGAUAGGGGGAGGGUGGGAAUAAGGGGGAGGCACACCACUUGCGUUCCUUCUUCCCUGUUUUUUACCAUUUGA